This is a messenger RNA of Carlito syrichta (Philippine tarsier), 2025 nucleotides long. It is a transcript of the gene CAPN13, whose product is annotated as calpain 13. Gene Ontology annotation, biological process: proteolysis. The transcript is spliced from 21 exons. Gene Ontology annotation, cellular component: cytoplasm. Lineage: Eukaryota; Metazoa; Chordata; Mammalia; Primates; Tarsiidae. The record is from RefSeq and is a predicted model, not a curated record. Gene Ontology annotation, molecular function: calcium ion binding; calcium-dependent cysteine-type endopeptidase activity. Bases 1 to 2025 code for a protein of 674 amino acids.
AUGGCGCAUCACCAGGAGCCUCUCACGGAGAGCCCCAUCAUCAGGUUCAAGGACCAGGACUUCGAGGCCCUGCGGCAUCACUACCUCAGCCAGGGCCAGCUGUUCAGGGAUGAGACAUUCCCUGCCGUGGAUGCCUCCAUAGGCCAGAAGCUGCUCCAGGAAAAGCAACUCUCCAACCUGAAGUGGAAGCGGCCACGGGAUUUAUCAAGGGGUCUCCCUCACUUCAUCCUGGAUGGGGCAAGCAGAUUUGACAUCCAACAAGGCGGCGCAGGAGACUGCUGGUUCCUGGCGGCACUGGGCUCCCUGACUCAGAACCCACGGUACCUGCAGAAGAUCCUGAUGGACCAGAGCUUUUCUCACCAGUACGCAGGCAUUUUCCGAUUCCGGUUCUGGCAGUGCGGCCAGUGGGUUGAAGUGGUGAUUGAUGACUACCUGCCCGUCGUGGGCAGAAACUACUUGUUUGUACGUCCUUACCAAGACACCCAGGAGUUCUGGCCCUGCCUGCUGGAGAAGGCCUAUGCCAAGCUGCAUGGCUCUUAUUCCCAGCUGCACUACGGCUACAUCCAUGACUCCCUGGUGGACCUCACGGGAGGCGUGGUCACCUCCCUCAGCCUGCACUCCUCCCCGUCCAACCUGGUGAUGGCAGUGAAGACAGCUGCCCGGGUGGGGGCCCUGAUGGCCUGCACCACUCCACAGGGGCCAACAGACAAGGCCAUGCUGCUGGCGAGCGGGCUGGUGAGUCAGCACGCCUACACCGUGACCGCAGCUGAGAAGGUUCAGUCCCGGCAGGGCUGGGAAGACAUCAUCUGCCUGUGGAACCCCUGGGGCCCGGGCAACAGCGGGAUCAGCACCGAAUGGAGAGGGCGCUGGAGUGACGGGUCUCGGGAGUGGCAGGAGACCCGUGACCCACGCAAGAGCCAGCUGUAUGAGGACAAGAAAGAUGGCGAGUUCUGGAUGUCAUGUCAAGAUUUCCAAGAGAACUUCUCCUCCCUGGUCGUGUGCAGCGAAAUCCCCAUCACCCUGGACCACGGAAACACGCUCCACGAGAGAUGGUCCCAGGUGGAGUUUAAGAACCAAGUGGUUCUCGGCCAGGCCACAGGGCGACCACAGGACGGCACGCAGUACUUCUUCUCCAUGCGAGAGCAGGCAGAAGGCACCAAUGCCAUCGUCUCCUUCACGGUCGCCAGCACGCCGCCCAGUCAGAAGGCAGAAAAUAUGAAGUUUCCACUGAUCUUCCAGGUGAGCAUGGCCGGUUCCUUCUUAUUUAAGAUGAAGCUGCCGCCCACGUUUUUUUCCCUGUUCAGAAAUGCUGUCCAGGGUAUAGACCAUGAAUCCAAGCGCAACUUCACCAGGUCCUUCCAUCUGAGCCCCGGGACCUACGUCGUGGUCGCUUGGGCACGGAGAGAAACCACCCAGUUCUUGCUCCGGAUCUUCCUGAAAAUGCCAGACGGGGAGAGGAGCCUGAGCGGCCAUUUCAACCUUGAAGCACUGAAGGAAAGCCUUCCAGAACAUGGCACCGCACACAGUGUGUUCUAUAGAUACGCCCAGCAGAGGCUGGACCUCGAUGCCACCCAGCUGCAGAGGCUGCUCAACCAGGAGAUCCUGACAGGACCACCGGAGGACACGUUCUCCUUGGACGAAUGCCGCAGCAUCGUGGCUCUGAUGGACCUGAAGGUGGACGGGCGGCUGGACCAAGAGGAGUUCGCGCGACUGUGGACACGCCUCAUCCACUGCCAGGGUGUUUUCCAGAAAGUCCAGAGGAGCCCCGGCGUCCUUCUGAGCUCGGACUUGCGGAAGGCUGUCGAGAAUGCAGACUUCCUCUCAGGCAUCCUGGUCAAUGACGAGCUGCUGGACCGCAUGGCCCUCCGUUACGGCGACGACGCGGGCAGGGUCAGCUUCCCCAGCCUGGCCUGCUUCCUGAUGCGGCUCGAAGCCAUGGCAAAGGCCUUCCGGAACCUCACCAAGGAUGGAAGAGGAAUCUACCUGAUGCAGAUGGAGUGGCUUAACUUGGUCAUGUACAACUGA